Porites lobata is the source of this 16664-nucleotide messenger RNA. The record is from the annotation of a GenBank genome assembly. NCBI's taxonomy places the organism in Eukaryota, Metazoa, Cnidaria, Anthozoa, Scleractinia, Poritidae.
AUGCACAACCUUAUCAAUGUCGUAACUACGUGUCAAAUCCAGGAAUUGAUAGGAAUUGGUGAUUCUCUCACCCCAGAACAAAUAAACUAUAUCCAUAAAGUUAAAAAAUCCCUUCCAAAGAACGGAAAACUUCCUAGCGUUUGCAUAUCGCUAUUCAUGGAACUUGUACUUUUGUUGUCUUUAUCUUGUACAUUUCUAACGAUAUUUUUGACAUUUUGCUGCCGACGGAGGUGUCGCUUGAGAAUAAAAAGGUAACACAGGUCGUUUUGCCCGUUCUUUAAGCGUGGAAAAAUGAAUAAGCGUGAAUGAUUGACAGUGCCAACAACUUUUUCCAGUGAAAACUUCUCACAAAAUAUACAUCAAAGAUCGACGUAGAGUAGCGAUCGCUGAUCAAGUACAUGUAGACUUCAGUUUUUAUGUGCAGUCAGUUUCAGUAUCUCAAAAGUGGUUAUUGAGAUCGAUAAGGUCGUUCAGACCGCUCGGCAGCAACAGAAUCCAAGCUUAACUAAAAACAUCUCUGAUAAGCGGUGUUGUAGAGUGCUGUUUGUCAUCGGGCGAAUCGACUUAACGUCCGGACGAAACAACUUCAGGCGAAACGACCACAAUUUGAAUCAAAAUACUUUCGCAUCCCGGGGGGGGGGGGUACUCAAGGAAUGUUUGGGUUGAGGCGUGCCGCCGCGACCUUCAAACCAUGACCCUGUUUAAGAACCAAUGUCGGAAAAUAUCGAGAACCUCAAAUCAGUUCAACGGUAGUCUUUACACUUGGCCGUUAAGUAACAUUUAAGAGCCACUAAGUUUUACGUGUGUGAAGGCCUACAUAAAAUCUCAAGUUAUUUUACUUUGCAUCUCAUUAAAAUCGGAAAGUUGAAACGAUUCAAGAAAAAUUUCAAGUGAAAAGAAAACCAUCCUUAAAACCGACUGAACUUGCGGUUUCCUUAGCUUUGAGAAAGACGAAGCAUGUCAAUCAAUCUUAAUUAUGUUGCGUGAGGAAAUAGUCGGUACGGGAGGCGCCUCAACAACAAAAAUUCCACACUGAUGACGUAAAUCAAUAUUUACGCAAUUAUUCUGGUAUUCGUGGAGUUUCAAAUGUAAAUUUUUUCGAGUUUAGAUUUUGACUUUUAACCUUUCUCAAUGUUUGAUUUUCAGCUGACGCUCGUUCGCAGAAGAAUUCAAAACUUUACGAUAACAGAUUAUAAAUGAGAAGAAGUGUAUUUAACUCGAACAAAUUUACAUUUGCCCUGUAUUUGGAACCGCGUGACUACCAUAUUAACUAGAAAUACGUGUAUCGCAGAACCUCGCGAAGCUCGGUCAGGGGGGGGGCAUAAAAUGUCAGGGAGACCGUGUUGUUGCCAAGAAACUCGUAAACACUACAAAGUGUUCAGCUAGUGAGGUCAUUUGCAUAAUGCGGUAUUCAAAACCUUAAUCCAAACAAGUCCCCUGGGGCUGACAGAAUCUCGCCUUGCACUCCAACCUCGUCCCCAGGACUCCACCCUCCGUCUUGCAUUCUAAAAUCCUGUGCUUCGCAACUGGCACCCUCAGUCACACACACAUACCGAACAAGCGCGCAAGCCCUUGAUCUUACAAAAAUCAGACAAAUGUGAUAGAAUCCCUCAUCGGGAGGUACGUAAGACGAAAAGUGGAAAACUUCAUUUGUGGUGAAGACCUAGGAACAGAAAUCACAUCGAGGUGUGGUAGUUGUCGUUGUGGAAAGUGUCCAGUUGUUGGUCACACCUAAUCGUUCAAGGAACAGCAAGAGUUGAUGAGAAUCUAGAGUAUGAUAUAGCGCAUCAGUGCUGGGUAAAAACCUAUCCUUGGCUAGUGGACCCAUCCACCCUACCAAACAAUUAUCAUGCAGCUCCCCUUGGGAAGACAGAGCAAACUCUCAGCAAAGACAAGCAGUGGGUGGAGACAGAUGGAGGAUAUGCUGGAUGGCAGUGUUGUUAGAAAGCUAUCUGAGGAGGAGAUACAGAAAUGGUUUAGUCCCUUAUUCUGCAUCUCUCAUCUGGCUGUGGUCAAACCAAAGUCAAACUUCUCACCAGUGCGUAUUGUGUUUAACUCCAGCCAGGUGUACAAUUUCGUGUAAAAUUCCGUGCCACACGUUCUGCCCAUUUUGGUCUGGAAUCGGGUAUGAUUUUCCAGGCACGGUAGAGCAUGAAUAUAUAUAUUUGUCGUUUCAAUUCCAAAUGAAAAUAUACACGAAUUCAAAAUGGCUUUUAAGAAAUAUCUUUUUGGUCUUUUAAUCUAAGUAAUGAUACCAUAAUUAUUUGGGCGUGGCCCAAAUAGAGUAAUGGAAACGGCUUGUUUUGACGCAAAUGUGCAAUAGGCACGCAAUACGUGCUAACGUAAACAAGGCAAGUAAACAAGCGAAGCGAGGCGAAUGUCUGCCAUGCGAACGUCUUGUACAAGGUAAGAGGCAUGUGGGAAAGAAAGCUCUGCUUGCACACGGCACUUAAUCGCACUUUUACGAUCUCGAAAGUUAAUCUGAAUCUUCAGUAUUUUUGCCUCAUCGAGAUUUGGAAGUUUGAAGUCCAGGGAUGAAAUCUAUCAAAAAUAUUUGGAAUAUAAACGUCGGGUUUUGGUCACAAUAAGAUCGCAAGCAACGAACCUUGAAACACAAAAAACGGAUCGAAAUCCACCAAUCACAAAUCAUAAACAAUGACCUUUUGAACCCGUUGAAGAAAACUUUCGUUUCCUAAGAGGUCCGCUAAGAUGAUUGACGUCUGACAUUUUUUUUGACGAGAGGAUCGAAAUGCACCAAUCAUAGAAAGACACUUUUAAUUGCAUGUUUCCUAAGAGGUCAUCUGAAUUUGCUGUUUUCUUUAUAGUAUGUCCAUUUUUUGUGAUUGGUCGAUUUUGUUAGGUCGAGUGGAUCCAAUGAGGGACGAUUUGGAUAUCGUUUGAUCCGAAAUUUUUCGAAGCAGCAGUGAGAAGCAGUUUGGAUAACAUUUGGCCGCGGCGUUUCAGGGAACGUGUUAAUUUUAGUAUUGUUCAAUCAUGUUAUCCCGGGUUAAACUUACAAAUGCACACACUGUUCGCGGUAGGCCCACACUAAAAAAAUAACACUGAGUGUUUUCGGAAUGGGUUGGUCCGCGAACUCAAAGAAAAACAAAGGAAAUUAUCAAGACAAUCAAUGACAUGAAAGACUCAUGGACCCCAUAGACGUAAUAACAAAUCGGAAUGUCAGGAGUGUACGUGUAAAAUGGAUAAGAGUUUUAACAGAGGAAUGUUUAACAAGUUUGAGAGUCGCAAGGUUUGUGUAGCUGGUUAUCACUGUGACAAUAGUGAUUUUGAUUUUUGCAUUACGGAGCACAACGAGUUGCCCGUGAUAAAAAUCUGUUCCGAUGAAGGAAGAGACGAUUGUCAACAAAUGAAACCAAAAGGGACUGAGGCUUCUUUUGGAACUACUGUGAUAACUGCAACCUUUUUAUUAUUUCAAUUUUGUUUAGCAGGGUGACGGUUAAUUUACUUGUUUUUGUAUUGCGUGUUGUGUUUUUUCAUACGAUGCUGUGCGUCGGGAUUUUGCAUUAUCAGCAAGUUUUGUGUUAGUGUUUUGAUGGCAGCGAGGUGACGACAAGAGAAGGUAAUGAGCUAGUUGUACAGAAGGAAAAUUGUGUUGUGGAGGAAAUAAAAGAAGUUGAAUUUAGAUCUCGUCGUGGGAAAUUUAUUUAUAACAGGACUUACAAUUUCAUUGGUUUAAACCAGGUUAGUCCAUUAUAUUUUCGGUAUGAAAAAUUACCAUAAAAUCGAGAUUGUAAUUCGAAACUCGCGUUGUUUUCAAAAUUUGCAUAAAUCGGCCGCUGCAAAGAAAUAUUUAGGUUAAAAGCGCUUCGAAAUACUGUAUCUUCAGAGUGGCAUAGCUUUUACUUGUUGUGCUAUAUCUUUCAAAACAAUCGAUCGAUUCUGGCUCAAAACUCUCAAAGCAGCGGUUUAAAUGUUAAAGCCCGUGGCUGGUUAAAAUCGUCUCUUGUAUGUUUUCUAACGAUUUAGGAUGGAUCGAAUCGACUUUGGAUCGAUUAUUAUUUUAUCAGCUUGUGGUAUGAACGAAACCUUUUUCUUCUCGAUAAAGUUCACUCAACAAAUUUAGAAAGAUUUACUUGACUUUUCAUAUGUGGAACGAACUGACUUUUUUGUGGAACGAACUGACUAUUUUAUGGAACGAUCUGACUAUUGAUUGGAAUGAUCUGACUUGGAACGAUGUCAACGAUCUGAACAUGGAACAAAAUGACCGGUUACCGUCAUGCCCCUAGCAGACUACCAAUGAACAAUUAAAAUCUUUGUUACAGAAAACACGGAAAGUGACACUUUUUGUAUGGAAGAUUAUUCGGAAAAAUACACCAUUGUCGUCUGAAAUUCAUUGUUACGUUAAAAGUAGAAAAGGUUUACACUUAAACAGGUACAGAAGUAACAGUAACAAUGUGAGGUUUUUACUUAAGUGACAACUACAAAACUAGUUUGUAAACGAGGGAAGGUGCAUCUGUCGUCCAAGCAGCAGAGCACAGGCGAUUUAGGUGGAAUGAGAUAUCCAAAUAGGCUUCUAAGUAAGAAUUUGCCCCUCUGUACAUGUAAUUAUCCAUUUUAUAGUGCUUAAAACAGUUUGAUUCACCGGGUUAAUUUUGGCCACUUUAAGCUUUGUACUGAUACAGAGAAGAAUCCAGGACCUUCAGUUUAUGUAGAUGCUACAAAAACAAUUAAUGCUCCAUACUGUCAAGGAAAUGUUACAGGAUUUGGGGAAAAUGGUGGACAACGAUGUGUCGCAAUGAGUCCGUGCGCUUUAAUUUACAGUAAGAUAACAAAGAUGACUUCAGUUGAUGAUAUGACUCAAAUAAUGAUUGUUGGUAUUCAGUUAUAUUCUUAUCUGUCACUGCUUGCAAGACAAUCUAUGUCAAUGUUAACAGAAUUGCCAGAAACGGUUACAGUGUUUGAGCAAUUUUUCCACCUUGAAUACAGUGACAGUUACACUUGUAACAUCCAUCACUACUGUAUAUGCCACUCACAGGUUACAGCAUUUCCAACACUCUUUGCACUGAACUACAACUCAUUCAUUUUAACGGUGACAAUUAUUGGUGCUGGUAUCUACAGCACUGAGGCUGGGGUAUAUAAUGUAUUUGAUUCUCAUGCUAGAGAUAUGUAUCAUAACAGUCAUAGUGAAGGGACAUGUGUAUUGUUGGAAAUACCAUCCAUGCAUAAAUUAGUACAGUAUUUUCACACUCUGCAUAGGAAUGAGGAUAUAUAUGAACUUAAAGGUGUACAUAUUGCCACCUUUGAACCUCAUCUUUUCUCAAGCAAUGUUGAAAAUUGUAGUAUAUCAAAUGUUAAUAGUUACCAAUGUUCCUGUAAACAGUGCUGCCCUAUAGCAGUUUAUGCAACGUGUUACUCUCUUAUUAAUCCUUGUGGAUACUGGACUUAAGGAACUUUAUUUGCCCAUGUUAGUAACCGGAAUACACUGUACAAAGUUAUGGGUGUGAAAACACAUCUGUCAGUAUCAGUGGAGGUGAGAUAAACCUUACUCUCCGGGCUGUAACCACUUAUGUCCUAUGUUGCAAUUUGGCUCCAAGCAUGUCUGCAUUGAAGAUGUGCAUAUUUUCAAACAUUGUCGUGAAAUGACACUAUUUUUGUUGUGGAUUGGGACAUACUGUAUAAGCUGUGUGGUUCAGCAAACAAGUGGAGUAAAGGAUUUGUCUUCUCUGGUAAGAUAUGAUGACAGUUCUUUAGCUGCAAUAAGGCAUGUUCAAAGUAUCAUACCCUUAGUACGACCACGCCCAAAUAUACGCUCACACAGCGUCUUGUUUCUAAUAUGGCAGGUCUGAAAACGAGUAUGGAUUUUAGAGGCCAGGUCUGAAAACGGGUGUAGAAAAUUACAUAUUUUGGUCUGAAAUGGGGUCAGGAUUUGGAGAACCGGGCGGCACGCCCCCAUCAAGAAUUCCCAGGAAUACCCGCCCCCCCCCCCCAUUGGGGGUUUAAUUGAAUUUUUACAAAACCACAAAUUUGAAGUACUUCUCUUCUGUGCCAGGAAAGCGUGACAACGUGAAUAAAAGACAACAACUCAUUUGUUAUUCUAAAAUACGUUUUGUCAUCACAGUUUGUUCUUUCCACAGGCUAAUUCUUCUAUACAUUAUUUAGUCUAUCACUGAGAUAUAGGAUAAUGCCCGAGCUCCGAGACCUUCUCAAUUUUUAAGAAGGCAGAGGAGCGAGCGUGAGGUUCCACGCCAUUGACCUGCCCUUCCAUUUAUUGCACGCAUGAGUACAAGACUCGUUUAAACGUGAACGUGCAAAAAUUACAAUAAUCCAGUAUAUAUCAAAACGAAAGAAAAAAAUCAAUAAAGAAGUAAAUAAGAAAGUAAAAUAAGAAAAAUAAAAUCAAAAUAAGAAUAGACGAAGAUCAAUAACACUAAGAAAAAUGUAGCGAUAUAAAAAUCUAAACUAGAUGAUCGUUUGGCUAUUCUGGAUAUUGUGACUGUGAAAUGACGUGAAACGAGGGUAAUUGGUACUUGACAAUUACUGAACAUUGUCGCAGAACAAAAACCGAAUCAAUAGAUCAAAAAUCUCAAAAAGGAGUUUGUGUCUCGAUUUGCAUUCCGAUAGUUGUUUUCGCUUUUUGCGUCGUUGUUUGGAGGCCCAUUCUGGUUCCUUACUCGUACAAACUUGUGAACAUAGUUUCUUUCCACACCAACAGUGAUAAACAGAAGAGUUUGGACAACGAAUUGCUGCUUGCUCGCAAAGAAUGGAAGUUCUAUCAACUGGAAAGACGUUUUCGCCAACGGUGGUGUCAAGAGACUAACGUCAGGUCUCGAAAAAAUGUAGCCUGGCUAACCGUUAUGGUCAGUGAUGACUUUGUCGUUUCCGCUUUGGUUCUCGGUAAUUCCAUUCGAACAUUUUCUUGUCACACGAAUACGAUUGGGCUAAUUUCAAAAGAUGUCAGUGAGAAUACGAGAAAGGCGCUUCAGAGCGUCGGCUGGAAGACUCGUUUGGUCGAAGAAAUGGAUUGUGACUGGAUGGAUGCUAAAGUUGGUGGAGAUCGAAAUAGCGGACUUUUCGGAAGACCUCUAGGACACAGAAUUAAGGGAACACACACAAGAUUUCACGCGUGGAACUACACAGACUUUUCCAAAAUGAUUUAUGUUGAUGCUGAUUACAUGCUGAUAUCUAACAUCGACGAACUCUUUGAGAUUCCAGAACACUUUGCUGCCGCCCCUUGCUCCCGACCUGGUGUUUUGGAUCCUUGUUUCAAUGCAGGGCUUCUUGUGUUCAAGCCAGAUUUGAAAACCUACCAAGAAAUCAUGAAACACUGGCGGGAGACAACAGAAAAAGACACCUGCCCAUCGGAUCAGGAAUUGCUCAAUGAGUUUUAUGCAGACAGUGGCUGGAAAGAACUUCCGUAUGCGUACAACAUCAGGCGGAUAAUCUUUCGGCCCAUGAUGUCAUUCCACUAUGCCUGUUGUCGACCUCCAAAGCCAUGGACGUCAGAAUGUCGUCCAAGUAGAGAGGAGGCGAGUAAGUUUGACGGUCCCAUCAUAACUGUCGAUGAUAUGACGUUACUUUUCUGGAAAAACUUCUAUGAACUUAUUCAGCAGUACAACUUAGAAAACUGGUGGAACAACAACGUCAUUCACACGCUAAAACGUCAUCAACUUGCAGGAGGCUUGCGUAGUGAAUAAUUACAUUUAGCCAUCGUGAAUAUGCUUAAAUACUUUGUCAGAUUUGUUUUACUUCACACUGUCAAGACGCCUUCAGAAUUUCUUGAUUAUAUUGUGUAAGAGCUUCUUUUUUUUACCUGCUAUCCAGGCUAUCUAAGAUAUAUGUUUACAGUCCGGUCUACAUCCUAUAGUCUACACGGUAAUUAUGUUUUGUCUCUACCGUCUCUGAAAAUUACUACUUAUGGUCUUCAAUCCUUUUCGUGUAUGGUUUCAAAACUAUGGAACUCUCUUCCGGAUUUUUUUCGAAUUUCUAACUUUUCGGAUUUCAAGCGCAAGAUACUACAGUAUAUGACUGCUUUUAGUAGUUUAAAAUUUUAGAAUGUUGUUAAUUUCACAAUUUUGGUAGUAUUUAGAACUAUACUUGAACUCGAAGAUACUAGUUCAUCUUUAGCUACUCUAAAUUCGAGAUUAAAUAAAGUAUAUGUAAGUAUGUAAGUGUUAAUAAUCACAGGAGUUCAGGCUUCAGGAGUAAUCAUUGAUCGUUUAUUGCGACAGUGCUGUUUCGUAUGGUCCGAAAUUGUAGGACCACACUCAUCAGGCAACUUCAACGAUCAAUGAUUACUCCUGAAGCCUGAACUCCUGUGAUUAUUAAGAGUCUAUGCUCCUCAAUUAAAUGAAUUGAGCGCUCUACGAAAUACGUUCUACCCAGAAUACAAGUAAGUAUGUAAGUAUGUAUGUAGGUUUCCCUAGUCUACACUAAAUCUCUAACCAGUUGAAGAGGAUAGCCUGGAAAAUGAUUCCCUAUUCUAUACCAAACUAUCUGAUUUAUAUACCCUAUUCCAGAGUUAACUGGGAAAACUAUACCCUUCACAGCGGUACAUACCUAGAAAGCCCAUAUUAUAUGGCAAUACCCCCCCACUUCAGACGUAGUGCAUCGUUUUAUUACUACAGCUCUGUUUCGUGCGGCCAAAAGAUGACCUCACUCAUCAGAUAAUAUCAUCGACUGACCGUUAGAUUAAAACAACUGGCAAAAAAGCAGAAAUACUGUUGCUCUGAGAUAUAUAAAAGCAGCGUUAUUUCAUCAUAUAAAUUAUGUGAUUGUUAUUUAUAAUUUGGGAGAUUGUAUUGCUUUAUCAUAAAGUACUUGAGGAGGUAUCUAAUUCUGUGGGGGCAUGAACUUGCUGACUCAUUUCGCUUGUUCAGAUUGCAGAGAUCUUUAUAACAGAUGAUUAUGAAUUUUUCAAAAAGACAUGAAUUACAUUUCCUAGUAAAGUUGUUGUAAGAUUUGCACUGUUUAAUGAUUUUCCACUUUAGGUUAAAAGGCUUGUUGUUGUCUUUGAGUGUCCAUAUGUGCUUUGAUAAUUCAGUUUCGUGCCUCUUGUUUUGAUGUCGGAAGGAAGAUGCGUGGUUUCUGUAACGUUCUUUGAACUUUGCUUCUAUGAGUUGAGCGCUCUCUGAAAUACACUCAAAUCAAGUUCAAGAAUAUGUAAAUACAUACAUCGUUGAAGUUACCUGAUGAGUGUGGUCCUAUAAUUUCGGACCAUACGAAACAGCACUGUCGCAAUAAACGAAGCCUGAACUCCUGUGAAGUUAUGUAUGUAUGGGUGUGUGUAUGUGUAUGUAUGUGUGUACAUUUUGAUAUUUUCGUAGUAAAUUCCGGUGUCAACCGUGAAUGUUUCACGUCGUAUUGCAGUACAAGUAUGCAAUUUAGUUGUGAACGUAACAGCGUAAACAGUGUUUAAACUCCACUUAACUGAGACUUUUUGCCAACGAGGCAACCGAGCUAAGAAGCGAGGUUGACUCGGCGGCAGAAUUAUAACGCCGCGCAAUGUAGGCAAAAACUCUCAAAUUCUGCGUAACCCUCUAAAAUUUGCAUUUUUGACCAUAUUUGGGUGUAAGUAAGACCCCAUAUUUGGGUAGUGACGUCAUUGCCUUGUAUUUACAACUCGUGGUGCAAGAUUGGGUGAUUCAGUGUGCAGCUGUUCGUUGUCUGUUCAAGAGGACCUAACUGAUGAGCAAGCUUUAAUACGAUUUCUAGUUUGAAAGGGCAAUUAGUGCUCUGGUUUGCUUUAUAAAUUGUGUUUAAAGCAGCAGCUGAUCAAGGAAUAGGGUUUUACGCUCAAAUUUUUGUCAGAACUAGCUUCAGUGUUCUUUGCAGCUCGAUUUACAUUGAGGUAGCGUGUUCUCUUCUCGACUCAGAACCAGGGUUUUCAGUGUUCUCUUUUCCUUUGUGAAUUGAAUUUUAAGCGGUAGUUGAUCAAGGCAUAGGGUUAUAGUCUCAAAACUUAUAUCAGAACCAGCAUGUUGUUCGCAGGUCGAUUUACAUUGAGCCAGUCCUCACCUUCCGUGAGGAAUGCAACGUAUUUGCGGACCUUUUAUGUCUUUCGAGAGAUUUUGUCAACCAGCAUACUUUUUUGCUGCUCGAUUUGCAUUGAGACAGCCCAAAACUCCCGUGAGGAAUGCAACGAAUUUGCGGACCUUUUGUUUUGAAGACUAUCAUUAUGCCUUUCAAGACACUCUUAGUCCUGUGACACUCGCUCUUUAGAUCUUUGUAUUUUAUUCAAGUUUAUAUUUUUAUACCUCUAAUACAUUCCGCCCCAUUCUUGCGCGCUUUUCACACAUUUUACUUUACACCAAUUUUAUUCUUAUGUAUAUUAUCAAAUAUUUUACUUAUCCCUGAUGACGCUUUUGCUCGGAAUUUAAUUAUUAUUUUUAAUUUCAGCAGUCAAAGGCCUCAUUUGAACUAUAUUUUUUUUUCUAACGUUUAUAGCUUUGAUACAAUGGAAUUUUCCAUGAAACAUAAGUGCUAACUUGCUCAUAUUUACCUACAAAGCUUCAAGCCAUGUUGUUAUUGUUUAAUAUAAGUGAAAGCCUAGAAUGUGCGAAUGUUGUUGUUUUGAAGUUGGGUGCCAUCCUUUUCCAUAGCGGAAUCCAUUUUAAACCUCUAAAACUAUGAAAAAAAAUAUCGCGAAGAUCUGAAUAGGCACAUUCCACAAAAGAUAAACGAAUUCGCCUCGUUGGCACUUGCCGGAAGGUACCCCUAGUAUUAUGGGUAAUAUUCCUUAGUGCAGCUACUGCUUGAGAUGCGAUGGAAUGCUUCACAGCUUUUUGGAGACCUAGCUGAAAUUCUAGCUUUCAAGUUCCCAUCCGAAAACGUUUUAUUAUUAUUAUUAUUAUUAUUACUAGGGUAUCUAUCUAACUACUAGUAAUGCUGCGGCACAUUCUGUUGAUACUGGCAUUAGUUAGGCAGCGAGACUUAAAAGAAUCGAAAAUGAUAUUGAAUGUCCUAUUUACAUGUUGGAAAGUACUAGAAUAAUUACUAUCAGUCUAUAGAAAGAACUCGUGGGAACGUUGUUUAGAAAAUGAUUAAGUGGUUAUAACUCUGGUUUUCCCACAGUAAAUUGUAGGAAACAAUAGAAAUUCAGAUUGUUUAUCCAUAUAUUUAAUAUAUGGUGCAAGAUAUUUUCUCUGGAAACACAAUACUUUUCUUGCUGUUUGUUGCACUUUAUUAAGUAACAGUUAUUUAGCUAUAUAUUUAUAGAAAACAACUAGACAAAAAACGGAAAAAAAAGAAAGAAGGAAUCAUGAAUUCGGUAGGGCUCGAACCCUGCACCUUCGGCUCGACGCGACUACACCUAACCACUACACGACAGAGGCUAAUUACGUAAUUUGUAGGAAAAGUCUUGAUUUAUUCCCUUUCCAGACUUUCCAUGAAACCUCCGCCGGCAAGAUGAUCGCCAGCCGCAUUAACCGAGCUAUUAACAGUGAAAAAACAAUGUAAACGCAUAUUCCAUGGCAAUGAAUAAAUGAAAGAACAUAAUUAUGCUUUUCAAAACGCCGAUACACGUCCUCGUCUGCAAAGUAGGACACAAAACAUAUGUUUUGUUAUCUCGAUUUCCGCUGUUAUUUUGCAGCGAAUGGUCAAAAUCACAUCCAUUUUCGGCUCAUACAGUUUCUUAAGAAUAGCACUGCAUGACAUUUUCUCACUUUCACAUCACCUUCUAGCAAGCUGGAAUUUGUAUAUCCCCCGUGUUGCGGAGUCGAAGAGCAAAUGCUCAUCGUCUCGUCAGGUUUAACACCUGGACGAGUCAAAGGCUCUUAAAUUGAAAUCCAAUCCCCAAGUUAACCAUCCUACUCAUCUGAAAGACUCCUGCGUGUCUUAAAAUUUGGUAAGACCUCUAACCGUGCUGUAGAAAAUUUGCCACAAAGAAAACUCUAAGUCUGAGCAGCGAACGAUGCACUCUCUCACCCACCGAACUUGAGUUGUUCGUGGCGCAAUGCACUCUGGUUAAAUAUGCAAUGCAUUAUGGUAAAAAGUGUGGUUAAAUGCAAUGCAUUGUAGUAAAAAGUGAUGAAUUCGGGAAUUCGUCGCCCCUUAUAUAUUUCCUUUAAAUCCUGAUUAUGUUGCUGCUCGCUCCCUUCGGUCGCUCCGCAGCAAUUAUUAUCAUUAUUACUAGGGUAUCUAAAAGAUAGUAAUGCUGCGGCAAAUUCUGUUGAUACUGGCAUUCGUUAGGCAGUGAGACUUAAAAGAAUCAAAAAUGACAUUGAAUGGCAUAUUUACAUGUUGGAAAGUACUAGAAUAAUUACUAUCAGUCUAUAGAAAGAACUCAUGGGAACGCUGUUUGGAAAAUGAUCAAGUGGUUAUCAACUGUGGUUUUCCCACAGUAAAUUGUAGGAAAUAAUAGAAAUUGAGAUUGUUUAUCCAUAUAUUUAAUAUACGGUGCAAGAUAUUUUCUCUGGAAACACAAUACUUUUCUUGCUGUUUGUUGCACUUUAUUAAGUAACAGUUAUUUAGCUAUAUAUUUAUAGAAAACAACAACACAAAAAACGGAAAAAAAAAGAAAGUAGGAAUAAAUAAUUCGGUAGGACUCGAACCCGGCACCUUCGACUCGACGCGACUACACCUAACCACUACACCACAGAGGCUGAUUACAUAAUUCCUGGGAAAAGUGUUUCAUUUUAUUCCUUUUCUAUAAAACUUCCGCCGGCAAGAUGAUCGCCAGCCCCAUUAACCGAGCUAUUAACAGUGAAAAAACAACGUAAACGCAUAUUCCGUGGCAAUGAAUGAAUGAAAGAACAUAAUUAUGCUUUUCAAAACGCCGAUACACGUCCUGGUAUGCAAAGUAGGACACAAAACAUGUUUUGUUAUCUCGAUUUCCGCUGUUAUUUUGAAGCGAAUGGUCAAAAUCACAUCCAUUUUCGGCUCAUACAGUUUCUUAAGAAUAGCAUUGCAUGACAUUUUCUCACUUUCACAUCACCUUCUAGCAAGCUGCAAUUUCUUUAUCCCCCGUGUUGCGGAGUCGAAGAGCAAAUCAUUGAAAUGCUCAUCUUCUCGUCAGGUUUAACACCUGGACGAGUCAAAGGCUCUUGAAUUGAAAUCCACUCCCCAACCAUCGUAUUCAUCUGAAAGACUCCUGCGUGUCUUAAUAUUUGGUAAGACCUCUAACCGUGCUGUAGAACUAAGCAGCGAACGAUGCACUACUUCCCCGUGUUUUUAUUUGAGUUGUUCGUGGCGCAAUGCACUCUGGUUAAAUGCAAUGCAUUGUGGUAAAAAGUGUGGUUAAAUGCAAUGCAUUGUGGUAAAAAGUGAUGAAUUCGAGAAUUCGUUGCCCCUUAUAUAUUUCCUUUAAAUCCUGAUUAUGUUGCUGCUCGCUCCCUUGGGUCGCUCCGCAGCAAUUAAAUUCCAAAGCAUUCCAAAGGCGUUCACGUCGCUUGUCAGUCGCGUAGGAGAGAUCUUUCACAUAACUCCAACACCAUAUGCUAAUGUGUCACAAUAGUAGAAAGAUCCACAAAAUAUGUAAAUGAUCUUUUCGACGCACGGGUAAGCUUUUUGUUUUCUUUGCCUGGUUAUCCCUAUGCGGCCUCGAGGCAUUUAUAGGGCAGUGCAGCGCGAUUUUUUUUACCGGCGAGUCAAAGAUUGUAGAAGUAGUUAAAACAAAACCUGGCCGGAGCUUCAAAAGAUACUUUAAGCAGACGGAAAAUGCACUUCUUUUUUGCAAACGCUUUAAGAUGCUAACAUUUUCCCAAUUUUCCUCUGACAUUCUUUUCGAACCUCAACGGCAUCUCACAUUCGUAGACAUUAUUUUUAAGACUGGAGGAUCGAAAAAAUUCAAUUUUUGGAAAGAUUUUUAUUUCGCGUUAUCUACAAAUAAACUUGUUACAGAGACAAGCAACUCACGUGUGUCUGAUAUAUCACUGGUCGGUCAUCAUACAUCAUCAAACACUGACCGGCUUGAAAUUUUACUCUGAAGAACGAAAGCAUCAGGGCAUACUAUCGUUCUAUCCCAAGACAAUCAUCGAUAAAAAGGAUUACACGAAUUGUUCCCCAAAGCCUCCAAAAAGCUAAACAGCUAGCUGACUGCCACGACAUGUACAAGCAAGACGGCGAUGUCACAGACUAUUGUGGAUAACAGGAUGCGAUACGCAAAGAAGUCACCAGAAGAGCGAAAACCCGCGAAAUUUAGCCAGGCAGCAUGUCUGAACGAAGAUACGUGUAGUUCAGGCACCAAUGCCAAUGCUGAUCUCCCAGGGGAAGCCACCCCGCACCGCCUGAGCGAAAACAGCACCAACCUAACACAAAGUGCUCCAGGUAGCGACAGCGGACAUCGCAGGAGGGCCACAUAGCGCACAAAGAGAUGUGUGGCAAGGCUGUGAAAAUGAUGAGCGAAAUAGAACGCAUCUUAGAUAAAUUCGAUAGCGACAGUAGCGACGAGGACUAAACAUGCGAAAUAUUGAACUGCCAAUUUCCUUUUGUUCGUUUUUUUCAGUUGAUAGUAUUUGUAAGCGAAAACUCUGAAAAUAAAAGGCUUUUUGUCACACAGUUCGUCUUUUAUUUGAUGGUUCUAUUUGUGCCUGCCGCAAAUAAAGGAAACGUUACCCAUGGGAAAACACUCCGCGUAUACAUAUUUACAUAUUUUGUGGACUUUUGCACUAUAGUGCCUCUAGUUGGAGUUAAAAGAUCUCUAGUUGUUUUGUUCAUAGUUAAUUGAGUGGAAUGGUUAUGAAACCCGUCAGACUCCUUUGUUAUAUGUUUUUGUGGACCUGAAAGUGCACAACGUUCAAAAGAAUUCCUAUCAUUUUGAUUGUAUUGACCAAUAAAAACGUUGCAUUAAUUUAUUCCGUAACAAUUUGCCAACAGAAAACAAAGGAUUGUGCACUUUCACGGUACUUCCAACAUAAACUGCAGCACUGUUGUUUUUAUCAUUGAUGUUUGUCUCCUCUAAUAACAAUGGUUUGUUUCAUACGCUCCGGGAGAAAACAAACCAAUUAGAGCACGCGAAUGACAAGCGACACGAACGACUUUGUAAACCCUAAUAGCCAUGUAAGAGAGAAAUCUCUGCUUGCAAGGUAGCAACAAAACAAAGCAAAAACAAAAACAAGAGCGAUAAUCCUGUUAAUCAAUUAAGUUGUGCAAAAAUAUUACCUCAAACAUCGUAGCUUGUCAUUCCCUGCAGUUAUAAAAAUGGUAUAUUCGAUUGCUUCUGAUACUGGUACAUGUAAAACUGCACGUGCAAAACUAUAACCCGCCCCGUCGGAGAAUUCGUGAGAAAUAUGAGAGGGAUGACCGAAAGUUUAGUGGAUGACGCACCUAGGCACAAAAAUCUCAUUGGCUCCUUGAUUAAUCGUUGCCAGUUCCUUUUACCUGAUUGGUCUAAAUAUAAAAAGGAACAAGUGGCCAAAACCCAAACUUCACGACGUCUUAACACUUUUAAUUACACAAUAGGUUUACCGGAACUUUAUUUGAGUAACUCUUUUGUCAAAGUUCAUUAUAAAAACAUGUGGUCUCCAUGGAAUUGACCAAGCGAAACGAAAAUAGAAGCUCUAAUCGCAAGGACGGGAACUGUUCAGAUAAGCUUUUAAAUUGACUACUGUCGCUGUAGCAUCGGGUGAGUGUCACUACCAGCUCUUAUCUAAAUUACUGCAUGAAGGACAAGAACUCACCGUUUUGACAUGCGACAAUUUCGUCGCCGACUAUUAUGGGUUGCUGUGGCAUUAGUUUUGGUAUUUUGCCUGAAGAAUUUCAGGCGCCUUUUCCCACCAAGCAUCAAAUGGAUUGAUUUAAGAAAUCAAAAAGAUAGUCUCUCCAUCGAAUCUCCGGUUGAGGAACCUCAUCUAUACCUCGAGCAACCCAUGUUUUUGCUUGUUAUCGUUUCUUCUUCACCUAACAAACGAGUAAACGCGGGAAGGAGAGAUGUGAUACGGAAGACUUGGGGCAAUGUUGAGGAAACUCGUGUGCCAAACGAUGUUAUAUGGAAAGUAGUGUUCGUAAUGGGCAAACCACAGAACGCUGAAAUGAACCAGGUCAUAAUGGCAGAGCACAGAAGUCGAAGAGACUUACUUAUCGGUGACUACAAAGACGAAUAUCGAAACAUUGUCAUCAAACUUCUGAUGGCAUUCCAGUGGGCAUCGAAAAUCAAGUGUUCCUAUGUUCUCAAAACGGACGAUGAUGUUUAUAUCGAAAUUCCUAAGCUAGUUGAGUGGUUGAUUAAACGAAGUGAUGAACAUUCUCUCUAUGGUGGUAUUCUCUAUCAGGGAGAAGUUGUCAGAGACAAGACUCAUCGACAUUAUGUUAAAAAAGAUGAUCUCUCCCUGGAGCAUUACCCGGUGUUUUGCAAAGGCUCAAUGUUUGUCCUAUCAUGGAAUUUGAUUCCCAAGAUGGUGGGAUUCUCAAGACAUAUUAAAAGAAUUGGACCCGAUGAUGCUUACAUAGGGCUUUUAGCCUUCCAGCUGGACAUAAAACCAGUCGAAAUACAAGGAUUUCAACAAUUUAGUCACAUGCACAACCUUAUCAAUGUCGUAACUACGUGUCAAAUCCAGGAAUUGAUAGGAAUUGGUGAUUCUCUCACCCCAGAACAAAUAAACUAUAUCCAUAAAGUUAAAAAAUCCCUUCCAAAGAACGGAAAACUUCCUAGCGUUUGCAUAUCGCUAUUCAUGGAACUUGUACUUUUGUUGUCUUCAUCUUGUACAUUUCUAACGAUAUUUUUGACAUUUUGCUGCCGACGGAGGUGUCGCUUGAGAAUAAAAAGGUAA